Closterium sp. Naga37s-1 is the source of this 2133-nucleotide messenger RNA. NCBI's taxonomy places the organism in Eukaryota, Viridiplantae, Streptophyta, Zygnematophyceae, Desmidiales, Closteriaceae. The record is from the annotation of a GenBank genome assembly.
AUGGCAAGCCCAGAGCAUGAGCAUUUCCAUGACAUACAGGUUCCCUGUAGCAGCACGGCGAGCUUUCUGGUUUCACCGGCUCAACUGCCAGACUCACUGCGGAGAGAUGCUUCCCCAGCAGUGGAGACGAUCUAUGAGCAGGACAGCAAGCCUACGCCCAAGGCAUCCCCUGGAUUUAUGCGGAGGCUUUUCAAAGACAGGCCAGAGGAGGAGCCCAAGGAGCCGUCGUUUUUCAGCUUGAAUGCUGCUGCCACAAAAUCCCCGAAAGGAAGCCAUGUCCCGGUUGUUGAUGCACCGCUGCCCCAAAAGCAAAGUGCCCUUCGCAGUCUCUUCAGCACUCCAACCUUCUUUGCAUCAGGAGCGACUAAGGCCAAAGAGAUGGCAGGCGAGGGUGGUGAGGAGGUUCCACCAAGUUUUGCAGACCAGUUUGCAAGCAGGAUGGGCUCACUGAGAAGCUUUAGUGGGGGUUGGACUUCAGAGCAUGCACUGCCCACGUGCAACAAACCAGCCAUCGAGAGUGUUGCUACAGAUUGUCAGCCUGACACAAGGGAAGACAACGGAGCUGAAGCAGAACCACCUGUAACUUCGGCAGAGACAGCCGUUCCUCUGGAAUCCUGCAAGAAUGUUGAUUCAGAUGCAGCACCAUUGACUUCUGCUGGGGUUGAUGAUGCCAGUCUCCUGACUGCAGGAGUGGUGAUGGAGAAGGCAUGCCCUUCCCCCUCGUUCCACAAACAGCCUGCUCCGACUUCAAGCCCCUGGUCGCUGCGAGCAGAGGGCCUUUUCUCCGCACUCAAAGGAGGAGUUAAGAGCAGCCCAAACCCCUCAGGGACACCGCUGGGGCGUGGAGCAACAGAGGGCGUUUCCAUCAUUGAUAUUGGAGCUUCCGCUUCUCCGCAGACUGACGAUUCACUGGAAGGCCUGUAUGGCGCGCCGAAGCUCCCCAAGCACCCGUCGUUCAGCAUCAGGAAGAGCACUGUUCUGGCCACACUGGACUUUGUGAAGGCCCUUGGCGACAUCUCAUUUGGCCUCGUUGAUGUGUUCCCCAACGAGGACAGGCAGACGGCACUCGGGGAGUCCCUUGCAGAGCUGAACGCACAUCUUGCGGGCAUGCCGGCAAACGAGGGGGUGCUUCAGAGUGGUGAGGCUGCUGGAGGACGAGGCUGUGCUCAUGAGCUCGCGGGACAGAGUGCCCUUCAUGCUGCUGCUCGAAGUCCUCAACUGCCUCCCCUUGAGGUCAGUUUCCUUCCAUUCUUCCACCGCCAUCCAAGCUACUCAUUAUCUCCUUGUCACCCGACUGCAUGUCCUCCCUUCUCGACUACUCACUCGUUUUCCCUCUUUUGUUUGCUCAUCUGUUCAUUCACCCACAGUGCACGCAAGGCCGGCACGGCACCCGAGGGCAUGGCGCCGGCCAAGACAGGCAUCCCCCUGGCGGCCAGCCAGCCCCUGCCCAUGCGCCCUCCGCCCUGGGCGCUGCACAUGUGGAGCCAGGCGCGCCCUGCCUCUCAGCACACGCAGGACGCCCCACUGGGUCUCUCGCGCACGUUGUCAGACGUGGCUCUGGACCGCGCCAUGGCCAGCAUGUACUCCCGCAUGCGCCUCGUGCAGCUCAGCCUUGACAAAGGGGGUGAUGCAGAGCAGGCAGAGUGGGAGGAGUAUGUGAGUGUGAGGCUGGUGGCGGUGCCAGGAGUGACUCUUGAUGACCUCACAGGCCUGGAUGCUGUCAGCCUCUCCCGUGGCCGAGCCAGAGUGCCCAGCAGCCUUGCCAUUGCACAUGUCCGGGUAUGUGCUUCCUGCAGCCCCUGCCCCCCUUGCCCCCCUGCACCCCGGCGUUCUUUUCUAAACGUCUUUCAAGAAUCGGGGCUGCCACUGUGGUUAAGGCCGUAUGAGAUCCUGGUCACUUCAGGCAGCACUGCUCUCAUUGAGACCAUAACGGAUGCUAUCUCAUUGCACGCCCUCAAGAGCCGCAACUCCCACAUUAAAAGCUUGCGGCAGUACUUUUGCGAGAAAUUCAAGCAUGGGUCUCCUGAGUUUCGCGUUGCUCAGCAGAACUUUGUAGAGAGCAUGGCAGCCUAUUCCGUUGUCUGCUACCUCCUGCAGGUGAGUCUCCUUCUUGCUACUUUCACCUUCUCCUGA